Molecule: messenger RNA, 1790 nt
Organism: Dermacentor albipictus
Lineage: Eukaryota; Metazoa; Arthropoda; Arachnida; Ixodida; Ixodidae
Product: peptidase M20 domain-containing protein 2-like
Molecular function (GO): dipeptidase activity
Source: RefSeq, a predicted model, not a curated record
CGAACACCAACGUAUGGCCGAGUUUCUCGCUCAUUUACUCCACCGCUUGCUUGUUGGCCAAUCCCCCGCUGCGAUUAUGUGACAUGUCAUUAUCAUCAUCGUGACUUAUAUCUUGUGAAGGGCCAGGAAGGGUUGAACGAUCGUGCAAGAGAGCCCCGAUCUCAAGAGAGUCUGGGAGGAACUCUGUCCGUCGUAAAACAUCUAGUUUUGAGACGGACGCGUCUAUCAAUUAAUAGUGGCAAACAGUGCGAAAUCUACGCGAACGUUUAGGCUGCACCGACUCCAAGAAUUGUACCCGUGACGAUCCUGCACUAGUUCCAGAAGGCUGUUCCUGCGGAACCUGACAGCAUAUCGUGGUAUUGGCGUGAUGGCUCUGGCACUGGACGCGAUGGUGCAUCAGGCGGUCGAGACCAGCGCCGGAGACCUCUGGAAUCUGAGUCAGUUCCUGUGGGCCAACCCGGAGACCUCGCUGAAGGAGGCCACGGCCCACGAUAAGCUCUGCGAUUUCCUAGAGCGCAGGGGCUUCAACGUCAGGCGUCGGUACCUAAUGGACACCGCCUUCAAGGCGGAGUUCGUGGCACCCGGAGGAUUGGACGGACCAACGAUUGGGUUUCUUUGCGAGUACGAUGCCCUGCCCGAGAUCGGCCACGCCUGCGGCCACAACCUGGUCGCCGAGUGCGCCGUCGGUGCUGCCAUCGCCGUCAAGGAGGUCAUGAACGAGUUCAAGAACAUUCGCGGGAAGGUGGUGGUACUGGGCACUCCAGGUCAGGAAAACUAUGGCGGCAAGGAGGCCCUCUUGCAGAAGGGCGCCUUCAAGGAAUUGGGCGCAGCUCUCCUGGCGCACCCGGCAAUGUUUGACUCUGUCAAGCUCCCGCUCGCCGCCAGGCAGCAGAUCACGGUGCAGUUCCAGUGUAGCCCACACUUCAGGUCACCCUGGGAAGCGCCCAGCGCUCUGGACGCCGCAGUCGCGUCCUACGUGAACCUGGCGCUCCUUCGCCAGCAGGCUAAGCCUCCCAGCAGGAUAAUGGGCAUCAUGCUGGAGUGCGGGCGGAGCGACAUUCUGAUGCCAGAGGCGAGCCGGAUGGUGUUUCACGUGUACGCCCCGACGGUGCCCGAACUGGCCAACCUGAUGACGCGUGUCGAGGCCUGCUUCGAGGCAGCGGGUCAGGCCACCGACUGCGCCCUCGUGCAAGAGAAGAGCGUCGUCUACAAGAACUUCGUCCACAACAGCAUCCUCGACGCGGCCUACGCCAAGCAUGCACGUCACAUGGGUGUCACGUUCGCCAAAGGCGACGAGGCGCUCAUGCUGCCGUCGACCGCUGCCUCGGACGCGGGCAACGUAUCGCAAGCGCUGCCGUGCCUGCACGCCAUGUUCGCCAUCGCCAGCGCGGGCACCAACCACUCGCGAAGCUUCGCCGCCGCCGCGGGAUCCCGCGAGGCGCAGACGUCCGCGCGGAAGGCGGUCAAGAUUCUGGCCCUGACCGCGCUGGACCUGUACACGGACCCCAAGCUCCUGGCGCGCAUCAAGCAGGAGUUCCAGGAGUGGAAAGCCAAGCAGCGACCGUAGCUGUGACAAGGUCAACAAUGGCAUUAGACAUGGCGACGAAAGUAGCAACGACAGCAGUAGCAAGAACUAGUGUGCACCGGCAAAGGACAGCGUCUGCAACAACGACUUCAACCGCAGCAACUGUGCUGAAGCUGUUGUUGCAGUAACAGCUACUGAAGCGACACGAAGAAGACCGGUUGCAAGACUCACUGCCAACCAAUACAGCUGUCUCCUGGGGCAUUGC